This is a messenger RNA of Botrytis porri, 513 nucleotides long. RefSeq lists its product as uncharacterized. The coding region runs from base 1 to 513 and encodes 170 amino acids. The transcript has a single exon. The record is from RefSeq and is a predicted model, not a curated record. Lineage: Eukaryota; Fungi; Ascomycota; Leotiomycetes; Helotiales; Sclerotiniaceae.
AUGUGUACUACUUAUUUCUCUACCUACAGCAACUGCGAUCACCGUCCUUUCAGGCGCACGAGAUGUCCCCUCUAUAACCAAAAUCCUCGAGCUUGUACUCGCAAAGUCGAAGUUCUUACAGAUGAAGGCCUCCUCUGUCCAAAGUGUUUCGAUGAAGUCGUCUGGGUUCGAUCCAAGGGUGAAUGGGAUAUCGUAGAAACACCAGAUGGUGAUCUUGCGCAAGAUGAUUGGGUAGAGGUUGUGCGAGUGGGAUAUGAUUGGAGAGAGGAAAGUGAAAAGAAAAAUGCAAAGCCUCGUGUCAAGCGAGAUAAAGCACUUGGUCCCUUUGAAUUCAACGGUACCAAGCCAAAAUUCAAGGCAACAACCGAGAAAUCGAAUCCGCAAUGGGAAGAGACUCUACGAGAGCAUGCGCCCCCUCUGGCGGCGCGCUCAGAUGAAGUAAAGCCAGACUCCCAAAAGCUAUCCAAUAGUACACAAGGUUUACCCAAGUUUUCAAAAUGGUCCAACGAAUAA